Messenger RNA from Chlamydomonas reinhardtii, 2576 nucleotides. RefSeq lists its product as uncharacterized. NCBI's taxonomy places the organism in Eukaryota, Viridiplantae, Chlorophyta, Chlorophyceae, Chlamydomonadales, Chlamydomonadaceae. Gene Ontology annotation, molecular function: double-stranded RNA binding; tRNA binding; nucleotidyltransferase activity. The record is from RefSeq and is a predicted model, not a curated record. Gene Ontology annotation, biological process: regulation of translational fidelity. Gene Ontology annotation, cellular component: cytoplasm. The transcript has 2 exons. The coding region runs from base 508 to 2217 and encodes 569 amino acids.
GUAAGGCCGCUAUAAACGAGCUAUUCCAGCACGAUUCUGAACUUCUGAGCCCAGCUGGGCAUGAACAGCUUUCAAGGGCGGCGGCGGGGGGGGGCAAAGAAACAAGAGGGGCCCUGAAACACGACGGACCGCCCAAGCUCAAAUUAUAGACGCUACGUAAUUCUGCCUUGUUCAUGCAAACUGCCAAGCUUGCCCAUGGCCAUUAAGCACGCACAACACUGAGCACAACAAAAAUCACGGCCCUGGCUAACAUACGACCUGAGAAUAACCUAAUUUCUAUUGUAUGGAUUACGUAUGACUGCGGCACUCGGCAGGGUCAACCUGCGGCUGCACCGAGGCCGAAGACCUGAAUCGUCGGCUGCAUCCGGCGGAGCGCCAGCGACGAUUCUCUCUAGCACCAGGAUACUAUCGUUAGCUGCCCAUAACCUUCGAUUUGCUGUCGUCAACUGUUUACGGCGGCCAGCCUGUGGGGUCGCGACAAGGAGUGCGGCGACUUCGCACGCAGCCAUGACCGGUGCCGCAGCGCCCGGCCGGGCUCCCCCGACGAGCAGCGAGCAGCCCACCGUCACGGAGGUCCUGACGGUGUCUCUGGACUUGAGCAUUGACAGCGGCGGGCUGGAGGCUGCUAGCAGGGACCGCCGAGGCAGCGGCGGCGGCGUAGCUGGCGAGGAGGCCAGCACCUCGGGACGCACCGCCACCACCACCGCCACCAGCGGCCACGGCGCCGCCGCUGCCGCCGCAGCGACUCAGCUGGCAGGCCACCCCGCCAUCGCCCGCGCCGCCUCCAUCCUGGCAGAGGGCGGCGUGGUCGCUAUCCCCACCGAAACCGUGUAUGGCCUGGCGGCCAACGCGCUUUCCGCCGAGGCUGUGGGCCGCGUCUACGCCGCAAAGAACCGGCCCGCCGACAACCCCCUCAUCAUCCACGUCUCCUCCCUAGCCAUGCUCGCCGGCCUCUACCCGCCCGGCUGGGAGCUACCCCCCAUCUACGAACCCGUGCUUCGCGACCUGUGGCCGGGCCCGUUGACCGUGCUGCUACCACGCAGCCCGCUCGUUCCCGACGCCGUCACCUGCGGCCUUCCCACCAUGGCCGUACGAAUGCCCGCCCACCCCGUUGCGUUGGCGCUCAUUGCCGCCUGCGGCUUCCCCCUCGCCGCACCUUCCGCCAACUCCUCCGGCCGGCCCUCCCCCACGCUGGCCAAGCACGUGGCUGCGGACCUAGGCGGCGGCGUGAUCCCGCUGAUCCUGGAUGGCGGCGCCUGCAGCUGCGGGGUGGAGAGUACAGUGCUGGACGCGCUGCGGUCGCCGCCCGCCAUCCUGCGGCCCGGCGGCGUGACGCGGGAGGCGCUGGUGGGGUACCGGGGCCUGGAGGCGCUGCAGGUGUACCGCAAGGACUUCACGGACGCGGCUCUGGAGGCCGCCCCCACCACCCCGGGCAUGAAGUACCGGCACUACAGCCCCACCGCCCCCGUCAUACUGCUGGACCCCAGCCCGCCGGCUGCAGCCGCUACAGCCGCAGCAACAGCGGCAGCGGCUGCUGCUGGUGCUACAGCCGCAAAUGGCGCCGACAGUAGCCACAGCAGCAGCGCCAACGGCCAUGGCAGCGGUGAUGGGGAAGGGUUGGGGGAGCGGCUGCGGCAGGCGACGGAGGCGCUGCUCGCCGAGAUGGCUGGCAGUGCCCUUGAAGGCUGGCGCCCCAUCCCGGCCCUCGCCGGGUCUGUAGUUACGGCCAGUAGCAGUAGCAGUGGCAGUAGCAGUAGCGGCUGCAACGGCAGUAGCAGUCGCUCUGUGCCUCUGGACCCUCCCACGCUGGAGCUUGCGUCACGGCUGGCCGGGGGCGGGGCCGUGGGCGUGCUGCGGACCAGUCUGGCGGGGGCACCGCCGGGGCUGCUGCAGCGGGCACCGCAGGCCAAAACGGCGGCAGCAGCUGCGCAUAGCCAGGUCGACGACGGGGAACGCGGGAGAAGUAGUGGCAGUGGUGGUGUUGGUGGUGGGGAGGGGGCCGGCACGCGCGCUGUUGCUGCACAGCGUGUGAUCGAGUACGUGCUCGGGCACGUGUCUCGACCGGCAGAAGUGGCGACGGAGCUGUUUGCGGGCCUGAGGGCGCUGGACGAGGCGGGGUGCGUUGUCAUUGUGGUGGAGGGUGUGGCGGACGAGGGUGCGGGCGUGGCGGUGAUGAACCGUCUGCGCAAGGCGGCCAGCCGGGUGGUGCACGUGUAGAGACGCUUGAGGGUGGUGGUGGGUUGUGGGAAGCGGGGGCGUGAGCGGUGUUGGCGUGCAAUAUCAGAGCCUAGGGAGGCUCAAGGGAUUGUGAGCCGUGCGCCGUUUAUGACUGGCUAACGUGGCGCCACACAUGGAUGGGGCGUGUUGGCAUGCUGGUAUGCUGUACAGGGCUGUGUUGUGCAUUACGUGAGGUGAUACGUCAAGAUGGCCAGGGGAUGUUGGAAUGCUGGCGCAACGGCGUGCAGGACUGCGGAUAUUGCUGCAACGGCACGGCCCGCCUGCGCAGUGCAGACUGCGGUCUGCGGAGAUGGCCGGCAGGUGUGGGCGGUAGGCAAGAAUUGUAAUUGUUGUAUCGC